AUGGAGAACCUCGGAAAGAUUUCGGCGUUCGGAAAGAACAUAUCCGCUUCUUUCACACCUUGGGCUGCCAGGACGCAGCAGUAUGUCAAGGAGCAAGUCGGCAAUGUCGAGGACAAGGUGCGGCUACCCUGUCUGGCUCGCUGCCAUACUCAACUCCCCCCGGACUACAUCGAGCUCGAGAAGCGCGUCGAUGCGCUGAAGAAGGUGCACACAACCAUGCUGCAGGUGACCUCACAAUACGCCAACGAAGCCUACGACUACCCAGCCAACAUCCGCGAAUCCUUCAACGACCUCGGACGCACCGUCUCUGAGAAGGUCAACCUCCUCUCCAGCGCCACCUCGCCCGCCGAAGCCCAGGCUGCCCUCACUGCUCCCCCCUCGGCAAAGCCCCAGCCCAAGACGUUCAACCAUGCCAUUGCCCGCGCCGCCCUCAACUCGUCGCACAUGCUCACAUCCGAGCAAACAGGCUCGAGUGAAGACCCCCUUGCUACCGCUCUCGAGAAGUACGCCAUUGCCAGCGAGAAGGUUGGUGAGGCGCGAUUGGCGCAGGACGCCCAGAUCCAGAGCCGCUUCCUGGCCGGCUGGAGUACCACCCUCAACACCAACAUCCAGUUUGCCACACGUGCUCGCAAGGCAGUGGAGAACUCGAGGUUGAGCCUGGAUGCGACCAAGGCCAAUGCAAAGGGUCCUGCUUUCACUCUGCCUGGUCAGGCUCCAAAGACGGCCAUGGACGACGACAUCAGUGAAGAGGCGAGAGCCAAGAUUGAGCAGGCUGAGGAUGAGUUUGUUGGCCAGACUGAGGAGGCCGUCGGUGUCAUGAAGAAUGUUCUCGACACCCCCGAGCCCCUCCGCAACCUCGCCGAACUCAUCGCCGCCCAGCUCGAGUACCACAAGAAGGCAUACGAGAUCCUGUCAGAGCUGGCUCCUGUCGUCGAGCAGCUGCAGGUUGAACAGGAGACUGGUCCAUUUCUUGGACGUGAAAUUGCCGGGUUUGCUUCACAUUCGGACGGGAUCUAUUCUAUCAACUCAGUCAAUGCUUUCUCUGUUCAACCAUUCCAUUGCUGGGACGCGACAUCUACACACGCCGCGAUAUAUCAAACGUGCAGCAACUAUAAAAAUAUGCCGUACUCUCAUCACAGCCAUUCCGGCCAGUUCUGUGGACAUGCGCAGAACACGCUCGAGGAAGUUGUCCAGGCAGCAAUAGCCAAAGGCUUCCACACCUUCUCCUUGACGGAGCAUAUACCCAGACCAUUUGAAGACUUUUAUCCCGAAGAAGCCGACUCCCACACCGUGGACAGUCUCGCGAAGCUGUUCGAUGACUUUAUCAUCGAGGCCCACCGGCUACGAGACGUAUACUCAAACCAGAUACAGAUCCUCAUUGGUUUCGAAACCGAAUACAUCCGUCCAUCCACGCUUCAAAUCAUUCGCAGCAUCCUCGACAAGUAUACUUUUGAUUUCUUCAUGGGCUCUGUCCACCACACACACACAAUACCGAUCGACUACGACCGCACCAUGUAUGAACAGGCUAGAGAUAAAGCAGGUGGGACGGACGAGCGGCUUUUUGAAGACUACUUCGACUCUCAGUACGAGAUGCUUCAAGAGCUACGGCCACCAGUGGUCGGACAUUUUGAUCUUAUUCGCCUACUUAGCGAUCAUCGCGAUGCCGAUUUCAAGGACAUGGCUGGUGUUUGGGACAAGAUACAGCGAAACUUGGAAUUCGUAGCCUCGUAUGGCGCUCUUCUCGAAUUGAACUCGUCCGGGCUGCGAAAAGGUUUGGCCGAGCCAUAUCCGUGCUUGCCCAUAUGUCAGAUGUUCUUAGCCAUGGGAGGUGGUUUCGUCAUGUCUGACGACAGUCAUGGAAUCGACCAGAUAGGUACAAACUAUGUGCGGCUAUUGGCCUUCAUACAAAAGGCAGGGAUAGACCGGAUACAUUACGCUGACCGGGCCGGUGUGCGCAAAGACAGCCGCUUCCCCAAUGCGGGCUUCUCUAGUGUUGCUGUAACCGACCUGGCGCAAUCACCAUUCUGGGCGAACAUAAGGUGA
Molecule: messenger RNA, 2043 nt
Organism: Alternaria atra
Lineage: Eukaryota; Fungi; Ascomycota; Dothideomycetes; Pleosporales; Pleosporaceae
Exons: 9
Coding region: 1-2043 (680 amino acids)
Biological process (GO): L-histidine biosynthetic process
Cellular component (GO): cytoplasm
Molecular function (GO): histidinol-phosphatase activity
Source: RefSeq, a predicted model, not a curated record